CUUUGCGUCCGUUCUGUCUUAAGCACCUCCCCCACAUUGGAGCCGUCGACGAGGAAGACAGUAGGGUGAUUUGUGUUUUCAGUUAUUCUCAGUUUAAACAAAAUUAGCGAGCCAUGGACGAUUUUGAUAUGCUCAGUGCACCUCAAGGAAGCGCAGGAAACGGUGUGGGGGCAGACGAGGACCCGGCGGCAGCAUUUUUGGCCCAGCAGGAGAGUGAAAUCGCGGGCAUCGAGAAUGACGAGGGCUUCAGCAUCCUGGACAGCGGGGAAGUGCCUUCAUUCCUGAGCCAAGAUCCGGACGGUGGAGAAUUGAAUGGAGAUCUGCAUGGGGAGAGUAACGGUCCUUCAGACGCGUAUGUGGCCAUCUCCAAUGCUGAUCGGUUGCAGGCGGAGCCGGAGAGCUUGAGGAAGUGGAGAGAAGAGCAGAGCGAGAGGCUGGAACAGCUCGAUGCUAACUCCCGUAAGCAGGAGGUAGAGUGGAAGGAGAAAGCGAAGCUGGAGCUGGAGGAGUGGCACACCAGGCAGAACGAGCAGCUGGAGAAGACCAAAGUCAACAACAGGGUGCUGGAUGAGGAUUUCUACAAACAACCCUUCGCUGAUCUGAUUGGUUAUGUCACUCACAUUAACCAUCCUUGCUACCGCCUAGACCAGGCGGCUGAGGAAGCCAUGGUGUCGGAGCUGGACAUGAACAGUCCUGGCACAGAAUGGGAGCGUGUGGCGCGCCUUUGUGAUUUCAACCCCAAGUCCAGCAAGCAGGCCAAGGACGUCUCCCGCAUGCGUUCAGUCCUCAUCUCCCUUAAACAGGCCCCGCUUGUCCGCUAAGCUCUGCCUCUGGAGCCCUCAAAACUACAAAUCCCAGCAGCCAUUGGGUCUCACGACAUUGAUCUAUUCCUUUGUGGUCCCAUCCCAAUGGCUUUGAGCUCAAUUUUCGUAUAUAAAUAAUCUAUAUUAUAUUAUUACUUAUGAUAUGGGUAUAUCUAUAUAUGCAUAAGUAUAUAUA
Messenger RNA from Sinocyclocheilus anshuiensis, 999 nucleotides. RefSeq names its product clathrin light chain A-like. Gene Ontology annotation, cellular component: clathrin coat of coated pit; synaptic vesicle membrane; postsynaptic endocytic zone cytoplasmic component. NCBI's taxonomy places the organism in Eukaryota, Metazoa, Chordata, Actinopteri, Cypriniformes, Cyprinidae. Bases 114 to 821 code for a protein of 235 amino acids. Gene Ontology annotation, molecular function: clathrin heavy chain binding; structural molecule activity. The transcript is spliced from 7 exons. Gene Ontology annotation, biological process: intracellular protein transport; clathrin-dependent endocytosis. The record is from RefSeq and is a predicted model, not a curated record.